AUGGAUUUUGUUGCUGGAGCCAUCGGAGGUGUCUGCGGCGUUGCUGUGGGCUACCCCCUGGACACGGUGAAGGUCAGGAUCCAGACGGAGCCCAAGUACACGGGCAUCUGGGACUGCGUCCAGGACACGUAUCACCGGGAGCAGCUGCGGGGCUUCUACAGGGGCCUCUCGCUGCCCGUGUGCACUGUGUCCCUGGUCUCGUCCGUGUCCUUUGGCACCUACCACCACUGCCUCGCGCACAUCUGCCGGGUCCGCUACGGCAGUGCCGACGCCAAGCCUGCCAAGACCGACAUCACGCUCUCGGGGUUUGCCUCCGGCUUCAUCCGCGUGUUCCUGACCUCGCCCACUGAGGUGGCCAAGGUCCGCCUGCAGACGCAGACGCAGGUGCAGCAGCGGCGGCGUCCUUCAGCCUUGGGGCCCCUGGCCACGCCCCCCACAUGCCCCGUGACCCCCGCGGGUCUGCAUCCUGGGCCCAAGUACCGCGGGCCGCUGCACUGCCUGGCCACAGUGGCCCGGGAGGAGGGGCUGCGUGGCCUCUACAAGGGCAGCUCGGCCCUGCUCUUCCGGGAUGGGCACUCCUUCGCCACCUACUUCCUCUCGUAUGCCAUCCUCUGUGAGUGGCUGACUCCCGCCGGCCACAGCCGGCCAGAUGUCUCGGGCGUGCUGGUGGCCGGUGGCUGUGCAGGGGUGCUGGCCUGGGCCGUGGCCACCCCCAUGGACGUGAUCAAGGCGCGCCUGCAGGCAGACGGCCGGGGCCGCCGUCGCUACCGGGGCCUCCUGCACUGCAUGCUGACAAGUGUGCGGGAGGAGGGGCCGCGCGUGCUCUUCAAGGGGCUGCUGCUCAACUGCUGCCGUGCCUUCCCCGUCAACAUGGUGGUGUUUGUGGCCUACGAGGCUGUGCUGAGGCUCACGCAGGGCCUGCUCACAUAG
This is a messenger RNA of Rangifer tarandus platyrhynchus (Svalbard reindeer), 930 nucleotides long. The record is from the annotation of a GenBank genome assembly. NCBI's taxonomy places the organism in Eukaryota, Metazoa, Chordata, Mammalia, Artiodactyla, Cervidae.